This is a messenger RNA of Chelonia mydas (Green sea turtle), 2403 nucleotides long. RefSeq names its product serpin family B member 5 (gene SERPINB5). Gene Ontology annotation, molecular function: serine-type endopeptidase inhibitor activity. Bases 82 to 1215 code for a protein of 377 amino acids. Gene Ontology annotation, biological process: negative regulation of endopeptidase activity. Lineage: Eukaryota; Metazoa; Chordata; Testudines; Cheloniidae. The record is from RefSeq and is a predicted model, not a curated record. The transcript has 7 exons.
CCACAAACACUUAGUUCUUUCUGCUGUGCCGAUUUAAUUUUUGUCUCUUCAUUUUACCAGGAUUAUUGCCUAGCAAGGAAAAUGGCUAUCGAUGCUCUGCGUCUAGCAAACACUGCCUUUGCAGUUGAUAUGUUCAAAAAAUUGUGUGAGAAGGACAAAACAGCCAAUAUUGUUUUUGCUCCACUGUGUACUUCAACUUCUCUUGCUCUGGCAUAUAAAGCUACCAAAGGUGACACCGCAACCCAAAUGAUAAAGGCACUCCAUUUAGAAGAUGUCAAAGAUGUUUUGUUUGGGUUCCAAACAGUAACGUCUGAUGUUUCCAAACUCAGCUCUUUCUAUUCACUGAAAAUGGUCAAACGGCUCUAUGUAGAAAAGUCUCUUAACCCUACCACGGAGUUUAUCAAUGCCACCAAGAGACCCUUUCCAUCUGAACUGGAACUAGUAGACUUCAAGGAAAAAACUGAGGAAACCAGGCAGCAGAUCAACAAAUCUGUUUCGGAGCUAACCGAUGGUAAAAUGGAGAACAUUUUGAAUGAGGGGAGUAUAAAUGACCAGACUAAGAUCCUCCUGGUUAAUACAGCUUAUUUUGUAACAAACUGGAUGAAGAAGUUCCCAGAGGAACAAAUCAAAGAAUGUCCUUUUAAAAUCAACAAGACUGAAACGAAACCAGUGCAAAUGAUGAACCUGGAAGCUACGUUUUGCUUGGGCUACGUAAAGGAAUUAAAAAUCGCAAUCCUUGAGCUGCCUUGCCUCAACAAGCACAUAAGCAUGCUCAUUCUGCUACCAAAAGAGAUUGAGGAUGAUACCACUGGCUUGGAACAGCUUGAACAGCUGCUCACUCCUGAGACAUUAGUACAGUGGACCAAUCCCAGCGUGAUGGCCAAUACCAAAGUGAACGUGUUUCUUCCCAAAUUUAAGAUGGAAGGGGAUUACGAUCUGAAGCCUGCUCUGGAAAGCUUGGGGAUGACAGAUAUUUUUAAUGAGAAUGUAGCAGACUUCUCUGAAAUGUCCGAGACUAAUGGCGUAGUUUUGUCACAGAUCAUCCAUAGAGUCUCUCUAGAAGUAAAUGAAGAAGGUGCUGAAUUGAGAGAGGUACCAGGAUAUCGGAUUCUGCAACACAAAGAUGAAUUUAAAGCUGACCAUCCAUUCAUCUUCUUGUUUAGGCACAACAAAACUCGCAACAUCAUUCUUUCUGGCAGAUUCUGUUCUCCUUAAAUAGGGCAUAUAUUGAGAAAAGCAGAAUCCAUUUGUUGUGAUUCUUAUUUCUGUAAAGCUUUGCACCCUGAGUACCACCACUGAAAGGUAAUCUAAGAUGUUCAUAUAUCAAACAGGCAACACCGUGUACUUUUCACAUGCAGCAGUCAUAUAAAAUGAUGCAAUUUAACUCCUUUUGUUUCACUCACCUAAAAUAAGGAAUUUACCACCACACAGGAAAUCUCAUGUCUUUUAUCAGGAAAUACCCCAUCUCCAGCAGCAAACAAACAUUCAUGUUUCUCUGAUGCAUUUCUUUUUCUAAAAGAAAAUUAAAUCAAAGUCCAUUUUCCUUGAGGAAGGUGAAUUGGAAUUGCUGAGGGAUCUGGAAUUUCAUAAUGAAAGCUGGCUCAGUUUUCUAUAAAUUUACCUUGUGCUGUGUCCAGAAUCUUCCCAAACCUUUAAAGUGUAUUCCUACUUCCAAAAAAGUAAAUAAAUAAAUAUUUUGACAUUUGGGAUUAUAGCUCUGAUCCUUCGGUUGACUGUGCACUGGUGUGCUGGAGUGGAACAGUGAGACUCCAUUCGGGUUGAGCAGUGUGUCUACACAGUCUAUUGGAGGACUGGGGCUGCCAUCGGUAAUACGGAGUUAACAAUUCUUAUUCACCUUCAUAAACUGCUGCGAUAUCUAGGGAAGAAAUGUGCUAGAUAAUAAAAUAAUUAAUGAUAUUACCUUACCUAAAGUGGGUAAAUUAACCUAGACUGAACUCCAUAUUCCCCAAAUGAGAAGCAGGUAAAUUCAGUUUACCCUCGACUACACUACUGCUCAGUGGCAGUUCCAGCUAUAAAGAGCCUAUGUUGUGUAUAUUCUGAAAAUGAAAACUGGAAAUACUGAAUGCACCAAACAUUUGCUAUGGAGCUAGAACUGCCACACGUCUCAGGCUUGUGUUGCCUGUCAUUUCUGACUUCAGAGGAGUAGUUAAAGACGAUCCCCGCAGUUAAUGUGAUAUGUAAAAAGGAAAUCCAGACAUUAACACGGAUUAGAUUAAUAUAUUUAAUUCCUGAUGCAAGAAUGGAAAAAUGAUAUUUUUUUAUGAACAAGGUCUUCAAGCUAAAUAUAACAGCACUGUAAGUAGGUUUAAUUUUUGGCUAAGGUCUUCCUGCUGCAUGUGUUCAGUAUUAGUUUACCUUAUACCAUUCAGAAUAAAGCAUUAU